GGUGGCGGGGGUGCCAUGGCCGGCGGGGCCAUGGCGGGCGGGGAGGGUUCGCUGCGCGCUCUGCUCCGCGCCGCCAACAAGCUCCUGCAGCAGCGCCGCUACCAUGCCGCGCUCGCUGUCAUCAAGGGCUUCCGCAACGGCGCCGUCUAUGGAGCCAAAAUCCGUGCCCCUCAUGCCCUGGUGAUGACUUUCCUGUUCAAGAGCGGAAGUUUGAGGGAGAAGCUGAAGGCGAUUGCUCAGGCCACCUACGCCCACUCCCGGAACUUGGCCUACUUUGUCUUCACCUACAAGGGGCUCAUGGCAGCACAGUCCCGCCUGCAGGGGAAGAAAAUCCCAUUCCAUGCUUUCCUUGCAGCCUGCAUUGGGGGCUGGCUGGUGUUUGGUGAGAACAAUCCCAUCAACAGCCAGAUCAUCAUGUACCUGCUGUCCCGGAUCCUGUUCGGCCUGUCCCGGCUGGCUGUGGAGAAGGGCUACAUCCCACAGCCCAGGCAGGAUCCCUUCCCCCUUGUGGCUGCCCUGGUGUGGGGGACAGUGCUGUGGCUCUUUGAGUACCACAGAGAGACUCUGCAGCCCUCCCUGCAGUCCUCCAUGACCUACCUGUACGAGGACAGUGAGGUGUGGCACGACCUGUCUGACUUCCUCCUUUACAACAAAAGGACAGACAGCAAGUAGGUGCUUCCCUGCAAAGCACCUUUGGAUGGGAUGGGACCUCUGGGCAGCUGAGGGGAAAAGGUUAUUCUGUUGCUCUUGACCUGGGAUUUUUUUAAAUUAA
Molecule: messenger RNA, 772 nt
Organism: Pipra filicauda (Wire-tailed manakin)
Lineage: Eukaryota; Metazoa; Chordata; Aves; Passeriformes; Pipridae
Gene: PXMP4
Product: peroxisomal membrane protein 4
Exons: 4
Coding region: 16-672 (218 amino acids)
Cellular component (GO): peroxisomal membrane
Source: RefSeq, a predicted model, not a curated record